AUGGUUCUUCUGCGGGAGAAAAGCGAAGGAUUUAUCUCAGCUUUUGAUCGUAACGCUGAGAAUCUUCAGGAUCUAAUCAAUACACUGAGAGAAAUAACCGACAGGAUGGAGGAAGUUCAUCGGAAAGCCACGAUCGGAAGCCUCUCUGGGAGAUCGAUCAGAGCAGCUGGUGGAAUCACCACCGCCGUGGGGGUUGCUCUGGCUCCGGUUACUAUGGGAGCGUCGCUGGUUGCUACGCGAGUAGGUAUUAGCGUAGCAACGGCGGGUGGAAUAACUGGAGCUGCGUCCAACAUCACCGACAGGAUAAAGCAGAAAACGUUGCGUAAAGAAAUCGAAGAGACUCUGGACUCCAUUCAGAACCAACUCAACCCCAUAAUCGAGAAGCUGGUAGAAAUCGAGACAGAGAUGAAUAACCUGGAUUGGAACCCCGGACCACUCGGAAUAUCCACACUAGAUAUAACACAAACAAUACAGCAAGCUAGCACCGCUAACAUCAGACCAGCUACAGAACAGGUGUCUAGAACCGUAAAAAAAGGCGCAGUGAUCAAACAAGUCCUGGUAAAUCUUUUUGGCGUCGCUAACGUUUACUUUAUCGCUCAAGACGCCAAAGAACUUCGGAGGAUAAAGAGACGGAGGAAAGGAAAAGUGGUGAAUUCAGCUAAACUCCAGUUUAUUGAUGAAAUAAAGAGAAGCAUCACGGCUCUAGAAGAAGCUCUGGAGGAGCUGAAGGAGGUUAAAGCGCUGCUGGUUCAGUGGCUACGAUGCUAA
Molecule: messenger RNA, 768 nt
Organism: Astyanax mexicanus (Mexican tetra)
Lineage: Eukaryota; Metazoa; Chordata; Actinopteri; Characiformes; Acestrorhamphidae
Product: apolipoprotein L6-like
Exons: 1
Coding region: 1-768 (255 amino acids)
Biological process (GO): lipid transport; lipoprotein metabolic process
Cellular component (GO): membrane; extracellular region
Molecular function (GO): lipid binding
Source: RefSeq, a predicted model, not a curated record